This is a messenger RNA of Aplosporella prunicola CBS 121167, 758 nucleotides long. RefSeq lists its product as uncharacterized. Lineage: Eukaryota; Fungi; Ascomycota; Dothideomycetes; Botryosphaeriales; Aplosporellaceae. The record is from RefSeq and is a predicted model, not a curated record. The coding region runs from base 122 to 607 and encodes 161 amino acids. The transcript has a single exon.
GACAAUGUCACACGAAGCCGAGAAAAAAAAAGUGCUAUAAUACAACAAUUCACUAUUGUCAACUCACAUAGCCCCGAUCUAACCAAGAGCGGCAUUGACCACUUUUCCACUCUACUGCACCAUGGCAUCCAUCACUCUGCUUCCUGCAGUCCUCUCUCCCGCCCCCACCGACCGCGAAGCCAUCGCCGACACCAUCCACCGCUUUGCCCAGGGAAUAGACCACAAUGACGCACCGGUCUUCGAUUCCGCUUUCACCUCCGACGCCACCCUCUGCGUUAACGGCCCAACAUACAAAGGCCUGCCAGCCAUUCGGGAAAACUGCUUCGACGUCAUCAACAAGAUGGAUACCCUGCAUCAAGUCACCAACAUCCGCAUCAACAUUGCCGAGGACGGAGUCAAGGCCUCAAUGACCGCCUAUUGUCUUUCGCAGCACUUCCGUAGUGGGAUGGGAAUGAUGCCGGGCCAGGAACGGCUUUUAGCUGGGACUACGUACUCCGCUGAUCUUGUCAAGGAUGGAUCGAGUUGGCUGUGGAAGUUUGAAAAGUUGGUUUUGAAAAGUACAUGGGCGGAGGGAAACUGGGAUGUGAUUUUGGAAGCGCAGAAGUAGUAUGUUUUGAUAACAUUGGCAAAAGUAAAGUGAUAUAGAGAAGGAUCAUUACGAACUGUAACGGCCUUGUUUUUGAUUAUCCACCCUUCAGAACUUAAAUUGGCCCAUUUACGCAACUCUCCAGCUGAGAAGUCGCUUACUUUCAACGGUC